CUGCAGCGGGAAAAGCCGUAGUUAGACUGGAAUCUGGAUAAGAUUUAUGCAGCAAGAUGGGGAGUGGCUAGAAUACAAGGCUGCAGGAAAGCAAGAGUACUUUGAAAACCUUCCUAACCACGAACCCAGCUUCAGAUCCUUUUAAUUGGUCCAAGGGCUUGCCAGUUGCUGCAGCUUGCUACGAUUCUCCAAUCACACGUGCUCUCUCAUUCACGUUACAGCCAAUUGUGAAGCACCUUCUUUGGCCACGGUCCAAUUACUUUUAUUUUCCUGUCUAUCAUUGGUCGCCUUGGAGGCGGCUCUCGCGGGGCUGACAGGGCAUUGCUAAGCGACAAAGAUGCGCUCGCAAUGUGUCCGGUGACCCAGCCAAGCGGGCAGAAUCGCCGGGGUAGCUGAGGGAUGGACCGCAGCUUGUCAAUUUUCUCCACCCAAGACAGCCCUUUUGGGGAUGCUUCCCUGGGUCGAAGCCACUAUUGGCCAUCCCGAAGCCAGACCUGGCACCCCAAGACCCUGAGCUCAUCUAGGUCCCAGAGAUCCAGGCUCCCAGAAGCUCCCAAGGCUCUGGCUACAUGUCCCAACUCCUCUGAGCUGUUUGAGGAAUCCUGGCCACCCAGCUCAGGGACCCCUUCCCCACCCAGCACCACUGAGGGACAGAUGGGAGCCUCCCCACCACCCACCCUGACUGACAGUGGGGACUCCGUGGUGGCCAAGUAUAUAAACCGGUUCCGCCAGGCUCAGCCCACAAGCCGAGAGGAACGCCAGUCUGCAGGCCCAACCCCAGCUGACUUUUGGUGGCUGCAGCCUGAAUCUCCAGACCCCAACCGUCAACUUGCAGAAGGAGCCAGUGAACCAGAAGGAAGACUCAGCACAUCAAUCCCAACUCUUGCCAAGGUGGCCAGUGCAUCGCAGGCUAAAGCUACGGCCCCCCUUCAAGAAAUAAAGCAGAGCCUCAACACAUGGAAUUCCUCCCUGCUGGACUUGGAGACACUGAGCCUUCAAAGCAGGGCUGCCCGGCUGCUCAAACGCAGCAAGGCCUCCAUUUCCUCCUCCUCCCUCAGCCCCAGCGAUGCCAGCAGCUCCUCGUUCCCUAUCAGCUCUGAUGGCCUCUCUCCCUUCUCCAUCACCUUCACCCCCGACUCCAGCAAGGGCUCUGUGCCCAAGGCAGAAGCAACCCCAGCACCUGCCCCUGUCCCUGCUUCAGCACCGGUCUCCUCCCGGGCACCCCUGCGGCCAGAAGAUGACAUUCUGUACCAGUGGCGGCAGCGGCGGAAGUUGGAACAGGCUCGAGGAAGCCAGGGUGAUGGGACCUGGGUGCUGCCCGGGACCCCUGCCCUCACCACUACGGUCCCCGUCCCCAUCAGUCGACAGACUUCUGCUCCUACGGAGACCCUUAGUUCGCUAGGAACCCAGCCUAACUGCCUCCCACUUUGGGGCAGUGUGGCUCCGCCUUUUCCCAAAGAGGCCUUUCCUGUGGAGAGGCCUAUUAUCCCAGGGUUCUCUCCACCCAUCUUUUGGGGCCCCAGUCCCCAUGGAUUUUUCUGGGCACCGCAGCCCGGUCCCUGGGUAUCUCUUGGGGCCACUCCUUCCAUGCCCCCAGCCUCCACCACUGCGCCUCCAGCCUCUACCUCGGCUCCCCAGGCCUCCACUUCUACGCCUCCAGCCUCAACCCCCACACCCCCUGCCUCCACCUCUGCGCCCCCUGCCGCCCCCCAAGGCCUGCCCACCCCUGCACCGAGUAGCCCCGCCGAGUCCGAGAGGCAGCGCUCCAAGCCUCGGAGAAGCAGAACCCCAAGCCGGGGUUCUGCUGGGCGAGUUAAGGCAGCUGAAGAUGGGCCUGGCCCGCAGCUCAAAGGCGCCCUGGGCCAGGUGGUGGCGGCUCGGCUCUUUCCGGACAGCCUGGAGGACACGCCCCCUCGGCCUGAGGGCCCGCCUCCACCCGAGGCUGAAAGUCGGAAAGUCAAGGCCGCACCCUUUCAGUCCAAGGUUACGUCCCCUCGCCCAGAGGUCACAGCCCCGCUCUCUGAAUCAUGGUGUCCGCAGGCAGAGACCCCGCCGGCUCGGUCUGAGGCCGAGUCUCAGAACGGCAAGGCCAUGCUCCCCCUAGCGGGACCAGUGCCGCGGAAGGACAAAGACACUCCCUGGACGGAAGCUGGCCGUUUGCUACCAAAGGUCCCGCCCCCUCCAGCUGAGGAGGCGGCCACUCGGGUCAAGGCCCCGCCCCCUCCACUCAAGGCCGGGCUGCUUGAAGUUGUAGCCACGCCUUCAACUGCUGCUGGCCACGCCUCCUCAGAUCUGCUUUCCCAGGCCGCCAGACUUCUAAAGGCUGCAGAAGACUCCGACGGCAGCGAGUUCCAAGACGACCCUGUACUGCAGGUGCUAAGGGUUCAAAGGGCGGAGCUUCGGCAACAGAAAAGGAAAGUGGACACACAAUUAUCCCGCCUGCUGGGCCACACAGAAGACCCAGGGUCUUGGUCUCCUCCAGCCAGGUCACCUCCCGGGGUCCCCAGGAAUGCGCUGCAGAGAGAAGGAGACUCUGUUGAGGCCAGACAACUUUGAAUUGUACAAAUUCUAUUUUCCUAAUAAAUUCUUUUUUCAGGU
Messenger RNA from Sus scrofa (pig), 2598 nucleotides. NCBI's taxonomy places the organism in Eukaryota, Metazoa, Chordata, Mammalia, Artiodactyla, Suidae. The record is from RefSeq and is a predicted model, not a curated record.